This is a messenger RNA of Cladophialophora yegresii CBS 114405, 717 nucleotides long. RefSeq lists its product as uncharacterized. The transcript is spliced from 2 exons. The record is from RefSeq and is a predicted model, not a curated record. Lineage: Eukaryota; Fungi; Ascomycota; Eurotiomycetes; Chaetothyriales; Herpotrichiellaceae. Bases 1 to 717 code for a protein of 238 amino acids.
AUGUCGAACUAUCUACCUCUCUACGCCGCCAUGUCGGUGUUGAUGGUCGACGCCGUCAUCGAGGUCGCCUUUGUUGGAUCCAUGGUUGGCUUUCUCCACGACCGAGCAGGAGAGUUUUUCAACAUCAACGCACCUGAUGGAGCAUUCGACCUGCACGGCAAGCCCGUGGGGCUUUUGGCCGACCAGGGCCACACCAGCAAUGGCGCCGCCGGAACCGCUCUCGUACUGGUUGGUUGGUUGGGGCUUCUCACGAUCUGGUAUGAGAAGAGACGAGCCAAGAAGACACAAGCAACGAGCCAUUCCGGUAUCUUCAUCUUCUGGGUCGUGAUGACCGUCCUUUCAGCGAUGCUCACCUUGGCCGCGCUGAUCUACACCUUCGUCCUCACCGCUCAAACCAACGACCAGAGCAUCGACCUCACAGUCGCCGCCGCGAAUCCCGAACCACUAAUGUAUCCGCUCGACAAGUGGACGCCCGAGAACUGGUUCGUCGCCGUGCUGGCCCUGCCGCUUGCACAAGACAGCGAUCGAUCCAAAAUCCGCAACAACCUGCGCCUGAUGAGAGGCUGGCGGUGGAACCUCAUCCCCUUGUUCAUCCUGGGGCUUGUGGUCGCGUCGCUCGCCGUUUGGGAAUUGGUCGCCGGACGGGGACGGAGAUCUCGGAGACAGGCCGACUCGAAGGAGAAGUUCCGAGAGUCGACACAGUCCCAGAAUUACUAA